Messenger RNA from Patella vulgata (common limpet), 4755 nucleotides. RefSeq names its product ras-like GTP-binding protein RHO. The record is from RefSeq and is a predicted model, not a curated record. Lineage: Eukaryota; Metazoa; Mollusca; Gastropoda; Patellidae. Gene Ontology annotation, molecular function: GTP binding; GTPase activity. Gene Ontology annotation, biological process: small GTPase-mediated signal transduction; cell migration. Bases 157 to 735 code for a protein of 192 amino acids. The transcript has 3 exons.
UUAAGCGUACAAUUUGUACUAAAAAUAGAAACCUAUUCACAGGGCUAUUUAUCGUUAACAACAACCAGGUAUAAGAUAGUGACCCGGUGCAUUGAUUAUUACUAGAUCUGUUUGUUUGGCUUCUGUGUAAAGCUUUCUGACAAUUCUCUAAAGGUGAUGGCGGCAAUAAGGAAGAAGUUGGUCAUCGUUGGUGAUGGUGCCUGUGGUAAAACGUGUCUUCUUAUUGUCUUCAGUAAAGAUCAGUUCCCUGAAGUUUAUGUACCUACUGUGUUUGAGAAUUAUGUAGCUGAUAUUGAAGUUGAUAGCAAACAGGUUGAACUUGCAUUAUGGGAUACCGCUGGUCAAGAAGAUUACGACAGAUUACGACCGCUCUCCUACCCAGACACAGACGUCAUAUUAAUGUGUUUCUCCAUCGACAGUCCUGACAGUUUGGAUAAUAUCCCAGAAAAGUGGACACCAGAAGUCAAGCAUUUUUGUCCUAAUGUGCCGAUUAUAUUGGUUGGGAAUAAAAAAGACUUGCGUAACGAUCCCAACACGCGUGCCGAAUUAGCUAAAAUGAAACAACAGCCUGUAGCCUAUGAUGAGGGUAAAUCUAUGUCCGAGAAGAUAGGAGCAGCCGCAUAUGUAGAAUGUUCAGCCAGAACAAAGGAUGGCGUAAGAGAAGUUUUUGAAACGGCAACACGUCAAGCUCUUAGUAAAAAGAAAAAGAAACAAAGGGGAUGCGCAUUACUAUAGAAUUUGUAAUUAGCUAUUAUUGUUUUUUUUUUUAAAAUGAAUAUUUUGGGGUCUCUCAUCGGAAACAGACUGGGAUAAUAUGUGCAUAGGGUGUUAAAUUAGAGGGAAUGAAAAUGGGGGGUGGGGAGGGGAUCUGUGGAAUGGGGAAUAAUGGAUUUAAGGUACUUCUUCAUGAAAAGAAAAACUUUUAAUACAGAUUUGUAUUGUACAUGUAUUUAUAACUGUUGUUGUAUGCAAUCUAUGAAGAAUAUAAUAUUGCUAUCCCAGUCUGUUACAAGAAUCGAUCUGUAAAAAGCUUAGAGUUGUGCUGUAGCUAAAUUGUGGACUCCUUCUCAAAUCUUUUUUUUAUUUUUGACGGAAAUAUGUGAACUGUAUGUAUACUAUACAUGUAACCUGUCUUUGUGUUUUAAAAAGAGGGAAUUUAAUGCUCAUCAAGUCAUGUUCGAAGCACAUCCCAAGCGAUGAUUAUUUCCAAAUUAAACUUCUGACUAAGGAAUUUACUUAUUUCUGGUUGUAUUAUUAGAUUUUCAGUCAUUGUUUUCUACAUGUAUAUUUGGCUGGUGGGCGGGAAUAAAUCUCUCAUUAAUUUGCAAGUCAAAAAUCACUUUUACUAAAGUGAAAAAAACCCAACAAAUCUCCCAAUUUGGACAUAGUUAUACGUCUACAGGUAUCAUAAUAAGGACUUCAUUCAAUGUACAUAUAGACAAAACUUCUGACCACAUGACUAUAUUUAUGUGGAGCAAAUUUCAUCUGUAAGGUGUUCCAACAAAAAAAGAGAAAGAAUGCCCCCAAGAUCCACACAGUCAAGCUUGAUUGAGCACCUUAGAAAAACAAUGACUGGAUUUUGAAUAUUAACUCACUGAAAAUAAAUUUUACUUGUAAUUACAAUGUAUAUUCACAAGCUAAUGACAAGACUAUUAGUAAUUGUAUAUUGAACCCAAAUCCUAAUACCAGAUACUUAAGACAAUAUGUGUAAUUGUAAAUAAUUUCCACAAGUAUCAGAUUGUCUUAGACAAUAGUCAAUCAGUAACCUGGCUAUAAAGCAAGAUAAUAGUUCAUGAAGUAAUCUAAAAGACUCUUAAAUAUAUCAUUAGCAGGAACAGUUCGGUUUCUUAGCCAAAUAAUGUAAUUUUUCUUUUCUAAUAAGAUAAAGAUAAAUAGAAAUAUGAAUCUUGGCCCUUAUUUAUGAAAACUUAAACUAAGAUACAAUCGAAAUUUUAAGAAAUACUGCAAUUCGAUUGGCUGACCAGUAAAAUCAAUUUGCAAAUAUCCAAUUUGCAUAUUGGUCAGCCAAUUGAAUUGCAGUAUUUCUUAAAAUUUUGAUUGUAUCUUAGUUUAAGUUUUCGUGAAUAAGGGCCCUGGUUGUUUAUGCCACCCAAUCCGUAGAGAUUUUUAAAAAAAAAAUAGUAUUAAGUCUUAUUCUAGGAGCUACUGAAGAGUAGAUUCACGUGAUAGACAUAAUCUUCCAGUCAUAAGAUAAGCCUAUGUGUACUUAAUAGGCUAUAUUUACAAUAAAAUGACUUUGUUAUACUUGAAUGAUGUAACAGAAGCUAGGUUUCGUCAAUGUUUUUUUGCGAAUAUUAUGACCUCGAUGCAUUGUAUAUAUAUAAAUGUAUGAAAAAUAUACCCUGAAACAUAAAAGGGCUAUUUCUUUUACCAGAGAAAUUGAAUGGGUUUUUUUUUUUUUUAAUUUUUUUUUUGUUGUUGACUUUUGUUUGUAUAAAGAGUUUGUAUUGGAAUGUUUUAUGUUCAGAGCAAGCAGAAUAUUGCCAAUUAAUUGUAUAAUAAAUGAACAACAUGUUCAAAUUUAUUGUUUUAUAUGCAAGCUACAAGAAAUAAUCUGGAAAAAAAAAUUCUUGAAAUUUAUUCAUAUUCAUAAGCUAGUCUUACUGAAGACGGAUUUUAAAGAGGCAUUAUGCGAGCACUAAAUUAUUUAGGUAUUUCUUUGUAUGACAAACCCAUAAUCAACUCUUUAUACCAUUGAAUGGCUUACAUAAUGAUUGGGUUAGAAACAUCUGCCAUAUCUGGGCUAUUUUUUGUCAAAACUUUAUAACUUUGUUCAGAAUAAAGUAAUUUGACUGGAAUUUUCAAUAUGUUUAUUUUUCAUUUUCUCUUUUUGAAUUAUUAUAGCAAAAACGGCCAGCUCUUUAUCUAAAUCUCGCAUAAUUCCUCUUUGAGAGUUAAAUAUGGGGAAUAAAAUACUUUAUAGUAUAUUAUUUAUUUCAUUAAUAAGACUUUAGUUUAUUCACUUAGAUUAAUCAAAUGUCUUUGUCUGACUUGUUCCCUUUUCUUAAUCUAUCUGCUUUCUUAUUUUCAACUUUUUUAUUAUUUUACUUGUAAAUCAUUAAUUUGUCUAGAACCACCCACAUGGUUUCCUGCCUGAAAUAUGGCUUCAUUAAUUCUUUGUUAAACAGGCGUUAUGUAAGAGCUAAAUCUGCCUAUAGCCGGUCUUUCUUUGAGCCUUAAAUGUUACAUAAAUUAUUAAUGAGACAUUAAUAUCAAUUUAUUAACAUGACAAGACCAUAAUCAACUCUUGAUGCCAUCGAAUGGCUCGGAUUUUAAGUAGAUUGGAACAGUUCGGCCUUUUAAUCAUUAAUGAUUUAAUUUCAGAAUGGAUAAGCGAGACUAAAGACUUAAAUGACCAGUACAGUGGUUACGUUCAAUGCAGAAAUCUUGUCAAAUCUAAACCAUUGAUAACUUGGCUCAAAACAAAGUAAUUUGAAUGAAAUUUACAAUAUAUUCAUUUUGCAUUAUCUAUUUUUGAAAUAUUAUAGCAAGAACGGCCAGCUCUUUAUCUAAGUCUUACAUAAUGUUCCUUUAAUGAUCCAAAGAAUGUGCAUGUCCGGUUUCGUUCAGCUCAGUUCGCAAACUGCUAAAAAAAUAAGACUUGAAAUAAACUGUCCACUGGAUAAAAAAAAAUGUGAAGGCAAAGUCAUAGAAAACCUGUUAGAAAUUAAUCCUUUGAAUGCUUUUCAUUUCUAAUCUAACUAAACUACAAAAGAUGAUUAUUUUUUAAUUUACAUGCAGAAUAGGCAUAUCAUUGCAUUGAUCAACAUUCAUUGAAGUAAAUUCAAGCCUGGAAAUAAGGCAUCUGUCACUGACAAUGUCAGGCACAGAUUCAGGCUUUGUCAAGUACUAUUUCAUUAGUGCCUGAUAUUUUGUCAGAUACAUCUAAAACCGUUAUUUCCAGGCCUGAGUACAUAGUAGAAUUAUUAGAUAUAUCAUUCCAUUUUAUUUAUAUUUUAUUCCAUUCCUUGUCUUAUUUCUGGCUUUUAAAAAGAGAAAGAUGUUUUUCUUGUACAAUAAUAAAUCACAAGUACUGGUAGAUAAAUCUUAUAUUUUAUAUCAAAACGGACCAUACCAAUUUAUAUUUUUGUUCUUUAGUGACCAAGGGGGUUGGAUGGCGUGCGCGUAAAAUCACAAGGUCUGUCAUAGAAUCAAGUGGUGUGGUUUCGAAUCCCAGCUUGAGUGUGACAAGGAGUAAGGUCCCCUGUCCAACAACGUGGGUUUUCUCUGGGUCCUCCUGUUUCCUCCCACUUGUGUCCUGGAUGUUAAACCCCAUUUCUCUCUUUAGGAACCCUUCUUUUAAUUUUUUCUCCUUACUUAGUUGGUCUUAACAUCUUUUAGUACCAAAUUCUUAAGUUUUUAAAUAUUAAAACAGGAGACACUGAAGAGCGAAAAUUUAAAUUGGUUUGACCCAAAUAAACUAGUAUUUUUUUUGUUUACUUAUAUUGCCUAUCGUCUAUGUAGCUUCUGCAUCUAUAUGUAAAUUUGUAGGAAUCUGUUCUUAGUUGAAUUUUAAAAAACUUUAAAUGAAAAUAAUCUUGUAUUUUACGAAAGUAGCCGCUAUUCUGAAUGCCAAGCUAUUUCGUGAACUAGGAUUUGAGUACAGAAAUCAUUAAUUAGCCAUAAGAUGUAUGAUGAGCAUGAUAUUGUAGAAUAAUUUUCUUUUUAUUGUAUUUAAUCAGUUUCAACCUGAAACAACAUUUAAAUAAACAAACUUUUCAUAUUGUCCAAUAA